This is a messenger RNA of Lolium perenne, 1332 nucleotides long. RefSeq names its product protein LIKE COV 2. Gene Ontology annotation, cellular component: Golgi apparatus. Lineage: Eukaryota; Viridiplantae; Streptophyta; Magnoliopsida; Poales; Poaceae. The record is from RefSeq and is a predicted model, not a curated record.
CCCCUCCCAAACCAAGUGCCUCCUUCCGCCGCUGCUACACACGACACUAGCAGAUCGUCCUCCUCCUCGUCCCCCACCCCACCCACCUGCCUCCAGAACCUUCCGCCGCAAUGCCGGAGGAGAAGGAGUACGUCGCCGUGCCCAUGGGCCAGGCGUCCGACCCCGCCGACCCCGAGGACCCCGUCAAGUCGCCGCCGCGCCCCACCUCGCCGGCAACAUCCACCCGCCAGGCAUGCUUUGCUGUUCUCCAAAGCUGGGUGUCAAGGAAAUUUAUGACUGGAUGUGUGGUUAUCUUUCCUAUUGCUGUGACCUUCUUCAUCACAUGGUGGUUUAUUCGAUUUUUCGAUGGCUUCUUCAGUCCACUCUAUGCGAAACUUGGAGUCGACAUAUUUGGCCUUGGGUUUGUGACGUCCUUGGUAUUCAUAUUUAUUGUUGGGAUAUUUGUGUCUUCCUGGGUGGGCUCAACUGUCUUCUGGGUUGGAGAAUGGUUUAUAAAGAAAAUGCCAUUUGUAAGGCACAUAUAUUCUGCAUCCAAGCAAGUUAGCACUGCUGUCUCACCAGAUCAAAAUACAGAAGCAUUUAAAGAAGUGGCAAUAAUUAGCCAUCCCCGUGUUGGUGAAUAUGCAUUUGGGUUCAUAACAUCGACCAUGAUUCUUCAGACUGACAAAGGUGACGAAGAACUGUGUAGUGUAUACGUACCAACCAACCAUCUAUAUAUUGGUGAUAUUUUUUUGGUGAACUCUGCGGAAAUUAUAAGGCCCAAUCUAUCCAUUCGAGAGGGAAUAGAAAUAAUUGUUUCUGGAGGAAUGACCAUGCCUCAGGUGAUUACAUCACUGGGACCUGCACCUCAUAAGAACCAGGGCACCCGUUUAAGCAGAAUGACGACUGCAUGAGGCUUACAAUAUCAUCAGUAUAUCAGGUAUAAUCUGCAGCUGCGAUUUGUACCUGGAAAACUUUCACAGCUUUCUGGCCCAGUGGGCUGCAACUGAAAUUCAGUACUACCGAGUUUCAUGUAGUUCUUACGAAUAUGCACUCAUAUUGGCAUUUAGCCUUUGUAGAUGUUUACAAUUGCUAAAGGAAAGAAGUUGUGGAUGAUGUUGCAUCUGAUGUACAACUCGUAGAUUAGAAGCUGGAACACAAAGAUGACAAAGCAACACCGGCUGUAGAUUAGGCUUCAGUAAUCAAAAAGGGGUGUCGAUGAGACUAUUGAAAAUGGUUGUGGCUUGUGUGUGCUAACUAGUGAUUACUUACUAGUGCUGGAUAAUUACAUUGUAACUUCAACUGAGGCCGCUUAACUUUUAACUUUUGAUGCUAUGCCAUUGCUUUGUUGAA